Molecule: messenger RNA, 4905 nt
Organism: Trematosphaeria pertusa
Lineage: Eukaryota; Fungi; Ascomycota; Dothideomycetes; Pleosporales; Trematosphaeriaceae
Product: ARM repeat-containing protein
Exons: 1
Coding region: 190-4866 (1558 amino acids)
Biological process (GO): autophagy of peroxisome; protein targeting to vacuole; protein phosphorylation
Cellular component (GO): nucleus-vacuole junction; phosphatidylinositol 3-kinase complex, class III, type II; phosphatidylinositol 3-kinase complex, class III, type I
Molecular function (GO): protein binding; ATP binding; protein serine/threonine kinase activity
Source: RefSeq, a predicted model, not a curated record
AUCCAUAUCUCAUUCAUCGUCAUCUCGCAAACACAGGAUCUGCUUCCGAGUUCUCCAGGCAGAUAAGGAUAUGGUGCGGUGAAUACAAAUCCCGUACCUGAGCCUGCCAACAGAUACAACUCCGCCAUGCGGGCUGGGAGGCAUCUACCUCGUCGCUCUUCCUAACGCGUAUCGCCGUCCAUCCCAAACAUGGGGCAAGGAUUCUCCCUCACGACGCUGUCGGCGGGCUCGGCCAACAUCGACGUGCCGGAGCUGGCGGAUCUGCAGUACGAAAAGUCUCUCGGAGCAGCCCGGUUUAUGAAAUCAGUAAGAGCGCGGCAUAAAGAUGGCCUGGUCGUUGCAAGAGUGGUUAUGAAGCCAUAUGCCCAGUUCAACCUCGAUAUCUAUGUAAAGCGCCUGCUGGAGGAAAGGAAGCUUCUGGCGGACGUUCCUAAUGCUUUGGGCUAUCAUCGCAUCCUCGAAACCGCCGUGGGCGGCUAUCUAGUCCGGCAGUACAUCCACAGCUCCCUGUACGAUCGGCUCAGCACGCGUCCAUUUCUCGAAGAAAUCGAAAAGAAGUGGCUCUCGUUUCAGCUUCUCUGCGCUGUUCGAGAUUGCCAUGCCAGAAAUCUUUACCAUGGCGAUAUCAAAACCGAGAACGUGCUCGUCACGUCCUGGAAUUGGCUGUAUCUCACAGACUUCUCUGCCUCCUAUAAACCGGCCUUUCUACCAGAAGACAAUCCUGCCGACUUUUCCUUCUACUUCGACAUGUCCGGCCGUCGAACGUGUUACCUAGCUCCCGAACGGUUUCUGGGUCCCGGCGCUCAGCCAGAGGGCGAGGGUGUGGUCACCUGGGCAAUGGACAUCUUCAGCGUCGGAUGCGUCAUCGCUGAGCUCUUCCUUGAAUCGCCCAUCUUCUCACUCAGUCAACUUUUCAAGUACCGGCAGGGCGAGUACGAUCCUGCCCAUUCGCAUAUUAGCAAAAUCCAAGACAAGGAUGUCCGGGAACUUAUUUUGCACAUGAUUCAACUGGGUCCAAACUCGAGAAUGGCUGCGGAGGACUAUCUCCAGCACUGGCGAGGCAAAGUCUUCCCUCACUACUUUUAUGGAUUUCUCCAGCAAUACAUGCACUCCAUUACCGACCCAUCCUCAGGCCGCAAGCCUGUGACCACGGCUAGCGAACAUCUUGGAGAACCGGACGACCGGAUAGAGCAGAUCUACAGCGAUUUUGACAAGAUCUCCCACCUGCUUUCGAACAAUGAAGGGAAUGUACCUGCGAAACCGCAACAUUCGCCGCCCAAGCCAAACGCCAGACUUUUCCCGUUGUGCAUCGAUAUCCCUAAUUACCAGCAUCAAGCGACCCCUGCGCCAAGCCUCGCGGUCGAUGAUGGAAACCUCAUCUUCCUCACCAUAGUUGUCUCCUGUCUACGAGGCACAGCUAGGGCGUCUGCUCGUCUUCGAGGCCUAGAGCUACUUUUAGCCUUCGCGGAAAGAUUGACCGACGAGGCUAAGCUCGACCGUGUCGUGCCCUAUGUCGCAACGCUCCUGAUGGACAAAUCAGAGCAAGUCAAAAUCGCAGCCUUGCGGACCAUGACACAGAUCCUCGCCAUGGUCCAUGUUGUCUCACCAAUCAAUGCGUACGUCUUUCCGGAGUACGUUCUGCCUCGGCUAGAGCCGUACCUUCCGGACUCCUCCACCGCAGUCAGCCCUCUCGUUCGGAUGCAUUAUGCAUGGUGUAUUGGCACAUUGGCGACGACCGCGGCAAGAUACCUUGACAUGAUCCAAGCACUCCGUGCUGAAGGAUCCCUCCCAGCCGCAGACCCCGAAACGGAAGAUGAUUUGACAUCGUCCUAUCAUCGAAACCAGUUCGAUUCGGAUCGCCAGAACCUCCUGGAAGCCUUCGAAAAGCAUACCAAAGCGCUUCUCACAGACUCUGAUGCUUCUGUUCGCCGCGCUAUGCUUCGCUCCGUAUCAGACUUGUGCGUCUUCUUCGGCAGCCCCAGAGCUAAUGACGUCGUUCUAAGUCACCUGAAUACCUAUCUGAACGAUCCGGACUGGAUGCUGAAAUGUACAUUUUUCGAGGCCAUCGUUGGCGUCGCUGUCUUUGUAGGCGGCGCAAGCUUGGAGGGCUACAUCCUUCCUUUGAUGGUCCAAGCAUUGACAGACCCUGAGGAGUUUGUGGUAGAGAAGGUCAUUCGGGCCUUCUCCUCGAUCGCUGAGCUUGGCUUAUUCCAAAGAUCCAAAACGUGGGAACUCGUGGAUAUUGUAGCCCGACUCACCAUGCACCCAAAUAUCUGGAUUCGAGAAGCAGCUGCUCAGUUCAUAUCGGCCGCGUCAAAGUACCUAUCCGUGGCCGACACGCACAGCAUCUUGGUCAAUCUCAUCAGGCCAUACCUCAAGGUUGUGCCUUCCGGGUUCUCCGAGAUACGAAUACUUGAUUCCCUGAAGAAACCUUUACCAAGGCUGCUCAUUGAUAUGGCCUCGAAUUGGGCCAUGUCCGCGCAGAAAGGAAUGUUCUGGGUUCCAGCACGGCAGCAGCAAACAUUCACGUUUGGAUCUACCGAAGACACUCUUCCGACUAUUUCAGGUCGGGAAUUAGACCACAGAGUACUGCAGAGAAUGCCAAAGAAUGAAGAGGACGAGCAGUGGAUACGGAAGCUGCGACAGGCUGGCAUGGCAACAGAAGACGAUUUCAAGCUUGUCGCGCUUCGAGAAUUCAUCUGGAGGGUAACCCAUCGCCGACGAUCAGAUGCUGUGGGAUUAACUCCUUCUAAAUUCAAUAGCAUCGUUGCUUUGAAAGACCUCGGCAUCAAGCCAUUGACAGUUCUGUUCGAGAAUGCGCAAGAGACGGUCGACCGGGCGCGCGACACGGGUGCACUGGAUGAAGGAUAUCGACCUCGGACGAUCAGAGAUGCUUUGCUGGAUGCAUCCACCACUGAAGCUGAUGCCCAGGCUGCUCGAAGGAUCGAUGGCACGCAACCGGAACGGAGGGAACGCGAGGAAGGUGAUGGCAAACGAAUCACUAUUCCUUCCCGGCCUAAAUUUGUGUCAUCUCCAAGCGAUCUGCGCUCCGCCCUGGAUUCGCCGUCGGACGUUGACAGCAUCCGGCGAAACUCACUUCAGGUACCUAGGGGCUCUCCCAGCACGCAAUCUCCGAUAGGCUCGGUUGGUGCUGGCGAGCAUAUGCAUCCUCUCCGUCAUAGGAACAGCGCAAUGAGUCUCUUGAACAGGGGGGAUAAGGCACAUGCCGAGACUGGUACCACGUCUACAAAUGCCUUUGGUAAGGUCGACACCGCACCUCCGCGAGAAGGCUCUCGGACUCGCCAGCCUGCUUCACCACUUGCCUUGGAGCAGAGGCACCGAAGUCCAUCCUGGGUCCAUUUCCGAGAAGCGCAUAACUAUACUGGAAACGAUCCUGCGGUAUUGAAACUCCUGGAUUCAAUGCUCCUUGAAAGGUUCCCGUCUGGCGAAACGGAAUUUGGCAACAGGAUCCAGCUAAGCUCUCGACCACAGCUCAUCAAGUACAAAGAUGCUCAUCACUCACCGACAGGCAUUCCUUGGAGACCAGAAGGCACUCUGGUAGCUACUUUCGGCGAGCAUACGGCUGCUGUCAACAGAGUCCUAGUUUCGUCGGAUCAAAGCUUCUUCAUAUCUGCAUCCGAUGAUGGCACCGUCAAAAUCUGGGAUGUCUCCCGUCUUGAACGGAAUAUUAGCCGUCGGUCGCGGCAGACAUACAGGCUCAGCGAUGGGGUCAAAGUCAUCAGUCUGGUAUUCGUGGAGCAGACACACUGCUUCGUAGCCACGGGGGAUGAUGGCAGCGUCCAUGUCGUCCGGAUCGACUAUGAAGGAACCGGCGGUAGCGCGAAGUUUGGGAGACCUAGACUACUUCGAGAGUAUCAGCUUCCGGAUGGCGAUCAUGCGGUAUGGUCAGAACACUACAAUGAGGAUAACAAGUCCGUUCUCGUCUUAGCCACCAACACAUCCAGAAUCAUUGCGCUCGAGUUAAGAACCAUGACGGAGCUUUUCACACUCCGGAAUCCUCUCAACCACGGCACUCCGACCUGCUUCUGCGUCGACAGGAGGGCUCACUGGCUACUGCUUGGGACCUCGCAUGGUGUGUUGGAUCUAUGGGAUCUCCGCUUCAAGCUCCGACUGAAAGCCUGGGUCUUCCAUGGGGCAGCGCCGAUCCACAGACUCUAUCUUCCGAGGGUCAGGAAUCCAAGGCUCUACAUCACAGGAGGAACCGGACAGGGUGAAGUCACCGUGUGGGAUUUCGCUCGAUUAGUCUGCAAAGAAGUAUACCGAACUGGAAACAGUAGGGAUAUUGGAUCCAAGAGCACAACCCUUAUUGACCUGGACGAGGAAAAGUCUGGUGGUAUGCUCGGACGAUUCGCUACGUCGCUCGAGCCGACCGCAAGCUCCACUGCCGAUCGCGGUAUCCGCGGACUCGUAGUCAACACCCAGGCUAUAGAUGAACGGGGCGACUCAAAAGGCCACACAUUCCUCCUCACGGCAGGCCCAGACUGGAAAGUCCGGUACUGGGAUACUAGCCGCCCGGAAUCAUCCAUCGUCAUCAGCGGGCUGGAGGCAGACGAGGCAAAGCCACAGUACGGCGUCAGCCAACCUAGUCCCGACACGGUAGUCAUCAGCGAGCGGCUAAUGCAGCCUCAGAGCCAGAGUACCUCAGUCGGAAGGGAGAGUAGAAGCUCGAGCGGUUCGACAAAAAGGCCGCCGCAGAAGUCGUCGAGGUCGGGGUUGAUUUCGUUGCAGCAGCAGCAUUUGUUAAAGAGCCAUCUGGAUACGAUUCUGGAUGUGGCGUUGCUGGAGCAGCCGUAUGGGAUGGUGAUCUCGGCGGAUAGGUCGGGCGUUAUUUAUAUGUUUAUGUAGUUUUCAUGGAUCGAGAGGUUGCAGCGCAAUAUAUUACUG